Messenger RNA from Ceutorhynchus assimilis (cabbage seed weevil), 2219 nucleotides. The record is from the annotation of a GenBank genome assembly. NCBI's taxonomy places the organism in Eukaryota, Metazoa, Arthropoda, Insecta, Coleoptera, Curculionidae.
AAAAAAUGGAAAGUGGGAAUCGCAAAAAGGCGACGCGUAAUGAAGCCGAUACGGGACUAGGACGGAAAAGUAAACUUUCCGGGACUUUUUGUGCUUUAGGGAAUCUUUUCGGGAUGAGUAAGGAUAGUCAAAGUGCUGAUGUUGGAGGUGUUUUUGGUGCUUAUAACAGACACGAUAGGAAAUUGAAUAAAAGUAAUGCCCAACAACAAGAAAAAACCCAAAACACUUCCCCUACAAAUAAUACCAAUCAAGAAACAACAAGAAAUUCGAGACAAAAACCAACAGAACCAGAAUGGGUGCAACCUUUACGAAAUUCAGCAAAUUCAACCAAAAAGAAGAGUAUUUUUUGGGCUUAUUUCUUUUGGCUUUUUGGUGGAAUAUUCGGUAUUCACUUGUUCUAUUUAGAACGCGACACCCAAGCCUUUUUAACGUGGUCCACUUUCGGAGGAUACGUAAUGGGCUGGUUGUCAGACAUCUUCAAAAUCCCAGCAUACGUCCGAGAUUGUAACCAGGAUCCUCAAUUUAUCGAGGAUUUAAUUGAAAAGAUGAGGCGAAACAAAAAACCACCAUUUUCGACCAGUCGUUUCAUAUCAGCUCUGAUGGUGAGUUAUUUAUGGGGCCAAAUGGUUUUGCUGGCCAUACCCGAAGAGGAAAUUUACGGUAUCAAUUGGAAUAGCUACUUGCAUUGGUUUAUACCAUUUGGAGUGGCUUUAGGUGUUUGGGUUGUUGGUAAUAUAGGACGGGAACAAGGCAAGCUAUGGUUGACACUUGUAGUUUCCUAUUUGUGUUAUGCGACCCGUUGGUACUACUACGACGAAAACAUUUGGCUCACUGUAAUGAUGUUUGGUACCGCAUUUACUUUUGACACUUAUUCGAAAGAAUGGCGGAAAACACCUAAAAAGAAGAAGCCAUUCUAUCGACGAUUAGCCGUUUUGAUCUUCUGCGCCGUCUUGUAUAUCGGUAUAUGGUCAUCGUAUCUGUAUUUCAACGGUAAAGUGACCAACUCGGAAGGAGACGAAAUCCCGAUACACGAGGCCCUGCAUCAUUUCUUUUCCAGUUCGAUGUGGACAGACUUCAAACAAUCUUUGAACGAUUUGUAUCAGUAUGCGCAACAUCAUGGAUGGUACGAAAUCUGGAAACAACUGAUAGAUCUGUCGGAUCCGCAAGGCGAACAGAACGCCUACAAGAUACUGGGAGUCGGUCCGACAUCGAGCCAACAAGAAAUCACCGCCAGGUGGCGUAAGCUGAGCCGCGAGAAUCAUCCGGACAAGUGCAAGGACGCCAACAGGCUGCGCGAAGCCCAAGAACGAUUCAUGGAAAUUCAGCAGGCCUACGAAAUCUUGUCGAAUAUUAAGCACAAACGGAAUAGGAAGAAUAAAAAGUCAGUUAGGGACGAUACUGAAUUGUAGUUGUUUUGUGUUGAUUUUGUACAUAUUAUAGGGUUUAAUAAAUUUUUAUUUAUCAAUAUUUUCAUGUUUUGUUGGCAACACUGUAAUUUCAAAUUCGGUUAGAGUAUUAAAAAAAAAACACCUUUUCAACAACAUUUAAUUUAUUUUAGGCAUUCACAUAACUUCCAUCGGUUGACUUUGAAAACUAUACAUAUGACGAGGAUUUUUUCCUUCAUUUUGAUUGAUUUGACAUUUUGUUAACAAAAUUAUUACACAGAUUGGUGUAAUACAAAAUUUAUAUAAUUUCUAUGUUUUAUAUACAAAUGUCAGUCUUGUAAAGAACAUUUUAUUCCCCUGACCUGAUGCGUCACAGCCAUUUUUUUUUAGCACUCGAAAAACCUCUUUUUUUUUUUUAAUUUAGCCUCACAAAACAUUUCUAAUAGCUAUUAUGAUAAUUAUUAUUAUUGUUAUGAUUACUAAUUAAAAAAUUAACACUUAACGUAACCGGAUGUAAAAUAACGUUAUUACUACCGCCCUCUAAUAUGUCGUAGCCGCGUAAAUAGGGCUUCAGCGUCUUGUAGUCUAUCGUUAACGGUAAAUAGUAGGCGCCCUUUGUGUGCAAAACGAAUAUCGGCACGUUAAAGUUCACGUCUUGUUGGAUGUAAUUGUUUUUGGUGAUAGCGGCAACGUUGCCGUCGUGCAAAGGCUUGAUCAGAGGCGGCGUGUCUUCCGGGGGCGGCGUUGGGGUCUGGUGGUGUGGAUGGUUGAGGUCGGAGACACGAUUGUGACACGGCGGCGGUUCGGCACUGCUCGGCGGCGAACUUUGAUUAG